Messenger RNA from Exophiala dermatitidis NIH/UT8656, 1014 nucleotides. RefSeq lists its product as uncharacterized. The record is from RefSeq and is a predicted model, not a curated record. Lineage: Eukaryota; Fungi; Ascomycota; Eurotiomycetes; Chaetothyriales; Herpotrichiellaceae. Bases 1 to 1014 code for a protein of 337 amino acids. The transcript has 3 exons.
AUGACGACCACGCCGCCCUCAGAGCAAAAGGAGACUCCACCAUCCAGCUGGGUAACAUUGUUGUCAGAAAAUGACCACGCAUUGAAGGCGUCGGGCAAUGUAGGUGACCGGAUCAAUGCUGCGAAUGAAGAGUUACUAUCAGCGCCGACGUAUUUACCAUCCGACAUCAUUGGAAGAUUCGUUGCUUGGCGUUUACGACGUCGAGUCGAACUUGCUCCUGCGACCUGGAUCAGGAAUCCACUGGGUGCCGCGGCAGGUGUUGUUGUGACCGAUGCGCUCGAGCUCGUCGUAGCACUACUGAUGAUGGUGGUAGUAAAGCUAGAGGCGCUGGAAGAAGAUGCUGAAGACGCUGAAGACGCAGACGUUGCAGAUGUUGCGGACGUUGCGGAAGAUGCAGACGAUGCAGAUGUGGCCGAUGAUGCUGACGUUAGAGAUGUGGCCGAAGAUGCAGAUGUGGCCGAAGAUGCUGAGGUUGCGGACGACGCGGAAGAUGCAGACGAUGCAGACGUGGCCGAAGAUGCAGACGUGGCCGAAGAUGCUGAGGUUGCGGACGAUGCGGAAGACGCAGAAGAUGCGGAAGACGCGGAUGUUGCAGAUGAUGCAGACGAGGCGGAAGACGCAGAGGUUGCUGAAGACGCAGAUGUUGCCGAGGAUGCAGACGAAGCAGAGGUCACAGAAGGUGCUGGAGAGCUCGUGGACUGCGAGAUGGGUGCAGUAGUCUGUCCUGUGGUGGUUUCAGUAGUGGUGGUCGGCACAGACGAAGAACUGAUCGUUGAAGUCACACUGGUCGACAGGGUGCUCGUCGAAGCGGUGCUCAUUGACGCAGUACUAGUGAAGGUACUGCUGGUCGACGAGAUACCGGUCGAGAAGCUGCUAGGAGACUCGGUGCUGGUCGUGGAUGCACUAGUCAAGGACGUGCUAGUUGAAGGGUUGUUCGAGGAACUCGAAAUAUUGGUCGAACUGCUUGUGGAUGUGGAAAGGGUGGCCGAGUUGUCGAGGUGCUUCCUUGGAUAG